Messenger RNA from Stegostoma tigrinum, 1003 nucleotides. RefSeq lists its product as uncharacterized. The coding region runs from base 1 to 900 and encodes 299 amino acids. The record is from RefSeq and is a predicted model, not a curated record. NCBI's taxonomy places the organism in Eukaryota, Metazoa, Chordata, Chondrichthyes, Orectolobiformes, Stegostomatidae. The transcript is spliced from 9 exons.
AUGAAGAUCAACAGCAUCCUGACUCGUGUGGAAUUCUGGGUCAAAAAUCAAGCUCUGACCAAAAUACGAGCUGGAGCAGAACAGCUACUUGCAAUAGUCGGCUUCCUGUGUGGGCAGCACAUGCUCAAAGCGAUUGCAAACCGUGCGGCUGGAUCUGCAGAGAAGGUUAUCAAUCAAUUAGCCCAACCAAUGGGAGUGAAGGAGAGGCGGGACUGUAUGGCCGCGCGGGAGCGGCUGGUCCUUCAACCAAUGGGAAUUAAUAAGCUACAGACAAUAUUAGAGGAAGGCAGCACGGUGUUUCAAUGUUUCGCCUUGCUACCUCAGACGGCCAGGGAACCGGCUUCGAUUCCUGACUUGGCUGACCGUAACAGCAACGUUCCGGCCGGUGUUUGCACGCAGGCGCAGCGUCAUUCUGACCGCCGUAAGCUGGUGAUUGCCGGUUUUGUCGGAGCUGAAUUGGAUGCAAUGAUUGACUGUGACCUCACCAGAUCUUUAUCAAGGUUCAGCAUCUUUUCCGGUCCCAAUGCACUGCCACCGAUGUUGGAAUUUGGGAUCUCGGGGUUUAUGCUCCCAUCCCAGAAUGCGAUUUUUGAAGUCCGGUGGUCCCUCUGGAUUACCACACCUAGAGCCUGGAUGAAGACUUGGGACUGUGUGGGUUUGUACGUUUGGGUUGAGUCGGCUGAUGCGCAAAGGGUUCAUGUACAGGAUGGCCUUCCGGAGGAAGUACUGGGUGCGGGUACAGUUACAGCAUUUAAAAGGCAGUUGGGAGUUUUGUCACCGUGCCUGGAGACAGCCUUUGAAGCAAUGUUAUUCUACUGUGCUGGGAAUUUAUGCUUUCCAGUCCAUUAUGUUCUUGCAAGAAAAAACCUGGCCAAAGAAACACUGACUGCAGUAUUAUGAGAAGAACAGAAGACACAUACACCAGACACCACCAACCUCAUCAGCAAGGACAACAUCAGCAAGCUAGUGGACCUAUGCCUCACCACCCACUUCACUUUCAAUA